GAUGCACGGGACCCCGUGGCAGUGUCCGAGGCCGUCAGGGGACAGGAUGCUGUCAUCAUCCUCCUGGGGACCAGGAAUGACCUAAGCCCCACCACGGUGAUGUCUGAAGGCACCAAGAACAUCGUGACGGCCAUGAAGACCCACGGCGUCCGCAAGGUGGUCGCCUGCCUCUCAGAGGACCAGCCGCUGACGGGGGAUUACACGGUAACGGUGGGCGCAUCCGGAGGCUCCCGGGUUAUUUCCACGCACGACCUCGGCCAUUUCCUCCUGCGCUGCCUCCACACCUCCUGCUACGACGGGAAAAGCGUCUACGUCUCCCGGGAUUAUUCCAAGGAUUAGGGGGAUCCCUCGGGAUCGAUCGGCGUGGGCGGUGGCUCCCCGAAAUACCCCCUGACUCCCCCCCACGCAUCCCCAGGGAGAUUAAAUCCAGUUUU
This is a messenger RNA of Haliaeetus leucocephalus (bald eagle), 434 nucleotides long. RefSeq names its product biliverdin reductase B (gene BLVRB). The coding region runs from base 100 to 339 and encodes 79 amino acids. The transcript is spliced from 3 exons. The record is from RefSeq and is a predicted model, not a curated record. NCBI's taxonomy places the organism in Eukaryota, Metazoa, Chordata, Aves, Accipitriformes, Accipitridae.